AUGGGUGCGCUGGCCCCUAAGUCCCGCCUUAUGCUCGGGGCUCGGGGUAUGGCCACCGUCACCGACUCUCCCCUCGACAAGAAGGUCGAGAUGUCCAACCUGGAGAAGGGUAACUACAUCAACUACAAGAAGAUGUCCGAGAACCUCGACAUCGUUCGUCGUCGUCUGAGCCGUCCUCUCACAUACGCCGAGAAGGUUCUGUACUCUCACCUUGACGACCCCCACGGACAGGAGAUCGAGCGUGGCAGCUCCUACCUCAAGCUGCGCCCCGACCGUGUCGCUUGCCAGGAUGCCACUGCCCAGAUGGCUAUCCUCCAGUUCAUGUCCGCUGGCAUGCCCUCCGUCGCUACUCCCACUACCGUCCACUGUGACCACUUGAUUGAGGCCCAGGUCGGUGGUGACAAGGAUCUUGCUCGUGCCAACGACAUCAACAAGGAAGUCUACGACUUCCUUGCCUCUGCUACUGCCAAGUACAACAUCGGUUUCUGGAAGCCCGGUUCCGGUAUCAUCCACCAGAUCGUUCUGGAGAACUACGCUUUCCCCGGUGGUCUCAUGAUCGGUACCGACUCUCACACCCCUAACGCUGGUGGUCUCGCCACUGCUGCCAUCGGUGUUGGUGGUGCUGAUGCCGUCGACGUUAUGGCUGGUCUCCCUUGGGAGCUGAAGGCCCCCAAGGUCAUCGGUGUUAAGCUCACCGGUCAGAUGUCCGGCUGGACUACUCCUAAGGAUAUCAUCCUCAAGGUUGCUGGUCUCCUCACCGUCAAGGGUGGUACUGGCGCUAUCAUCGAGUACCACGGACCUGGUGUCAACUCCCUGUCCUGCACUGGUAUGGCCACCAUCUGUAAUAUGGGUGCUGAGAUUGGUGCCACCACCUCCAUGUUCCCCUUCAACGACCGCAUGUACGAUUACCUGAAGGCCACCAAGCGUCAGCACAUUGGUAACUUCUCCCGCGAGUACGCCAAGGAGCUCCGCGAGGAUGAGGGUGCUGAGUACGACCAGCUGAUUGAGAUCAACCUGUCCGAGCUCGAGCCCCAUGUCAACGGUCCCUUCACUCCUGACUUGGCCACCCCCAUCUCCAAGUUCAAGGAGGCCGUUGAGGCCAACAAGUGGCCCGAGGAGCUCAAGGUUGGUCUUAUCGGCUCUUGCACCAACUCCUCCUACGAGGACAUGUCCCGCGCUGCCUCCAUUGCUCAGGACGCCCUUGACCACGGUCUGAAGUCCAAGUCCCUCUUCACCGUCACCCCCGGUUCCGAGCAGAUCCGUGCUACCAUUGAGCGCGAUGGUCAGCUCAAGACCCUUGAGGAGUACGGUGGUGUUAUCCUUGCCAACGCCUGCGGUCCUUGCAUUGGACAGUGGGAUCGUAAGGACGUCAAGAAGGGUGAGGCCAACUCUAUCAUCUCCUCCUACAACCGUAACUUCACCGGUCGUAACGAUGCCAACCCCGCCACCCACGCUUUCGUCGCCUCUCCCGACCUGGUCGUCGCCAUGACUGUUGCCGGUACCCUCAAGUUCAACCCUCUCACCGACAAGCUGAAGGACAAGGACGGCAAGGAGUUCAUGCUCAAGCCCCCCUCCGGCGAGGGUCUCCCUGCUCAGGGCUACGACCCCGGCCGUGACACCUACCAGGCUCCUCCCACCAACCGCGAGGGCGUCAACGUCGCUGUCGCUCCCACCAGUGACCGUCUCCAGAUCCUUGCUGGUUUCGAGAAGUGGGAUGGCAAGGAUGCCACUGGCAUCCCUAUCCUGAUCAAGUGCCAGGGCAAGACCACCACCGACCACAUCUCCAUGGCUGGCCCGUGGUUGAAGUACCGUGGUCACCUUGACAACAUCUCCAACAACAUGCUGAUUGGUGCCAUCAACGCCGAGAACGGUGAGGCCAACAAGGUCAAGAACGCCUUCACCGGCGAGUACGAUGCCGUCCCCGCUACUGCCCGUGACUACAAGGCCCGUGGCGUCAAGUGGGUUGUCAUCGGUGACUGGAACUACGGUGAGGGUUCUUCCCGUGAGCACGCUGCUCUGGAGCCCCGCCACCUUGGUGGUCUUGCCAUCAUCACCCGCUCCUUCGCUCGUAUUCACGAGACCAACCUGAAGAAGCAGGGUAUGCUUCCUCUUACCUUCUCCGACCCCGCCGACUACGACAAGAUCAAGCCCGAGGACAAGGUCGACCUCCUCUGCACUGAGCUCGAGGUUGGCAAGCCCGUCACUCUGCGUGUCCACCCCAAGGACGGUGCCUCCUUCGACAUCAAGCUCAGCCACACCUUCAACGAGUCCCAGAUUGAGUGGUUCCGCGAUGGUUCCGCCCUCAACACCAUGGCCCGCAAGGCUGGCAACUAA
Aspergillus niger is the source of this 2334-nucleotide messenger RNA. RefSeq lists its product as uncharacterized. The coding region runs from base 1 to 2334 and encodes 777 amino acids. The transcript has 7 exons. Gene Ontology annotation, molecular function: 4 iron, 4 sulfur cluster binding; aconitate hydratase activity. Gene Ontology annotation, biological process: tricarboxylic acid cycle. The record is from RefSeq and is a predicted model, not a curated record. NCBI's taxonomy places the organism in Eukaryota, Fungi, Ascomycota, Eurotiomycetes, Eurotiales, Aspergillaceae. Gene Ontology annotation, cellular component: cytosol; mitochondrion.